GGCGGUGCGUUCGAAACGUCCGCGGGCAAAAAGUUCGGACGAUCGGCGUACGAGCAGCGGUUCUUCGAAGACGAGAACUUCACGCUGAAACAUACGGGGCCUGGCCUCCUUUCCAUGACCAAUAUGGGGCCCAACAGGAACGGCUCGCAGUUCUUCAUCAUGCUCACCAAGGCUGCGUUCAUGGACGGCAGGCACGUGGUAUUUGGCAAGAUCACCAAAGGCAUGGACGUGCUCAAAACAAUGGCCUCUUACGGAACAAUCAGCGGCAAGCCAACGGCCGAGGUGGUGAUCGACAAGUGCGGAGUCCUCUGACCACGCACAUGUGGCGGCUGCCACAAACGUCGGCAGAUCGGACCGUUGUAACGCGUUGAAGACGACUUAUAUGAAAUUACUGUACAUUCCAGAA
Molecule: messenger RNA, 406 nt
Organism: Rhipicephalus sanguineus (brown dog tick)
Lineage: Eukaryota; Metazoa; Arthropoda; Arachnida; Ixodida; Ixodidae
Exons: 2
Biological process (GO): protein peptidyl-prolyl isomerization
Molecular function (GO): peptidyl-prolyl cis-trans isomerase activity
Source: RefSeq, a predicted model, not a curated record